Molecule: messenger RNA, 4353 nt
Organism: Penicillium maclennaniae
Lineage: Eukaryota; Fungi; Ascomycota; Eurotiomycetes; Eurotiales; Aspergillaceae
Exons: 1
Coding region: 1-4353 (1450 amino acids)
Biological process (GO): nucleoside metabolic process
Molecular function (GO): protein binding; catalytic activity
Source: RefSeq, a predicted model, not a curated record
AUGAGCGAGCAGUAUACCGUGGGUAUCAUCUGCGCCCUCGCGCUUGAGGCGACAGCCGUCGUCGCAAUGCUAGACGAAGUCUACAAUGACAUGAUUGAACAAGACCAAAAUGACCAUAAUUCUUAUCGGUAUGGUCGCCUAAACCAUCACAAAGUUGCCAUAGCAAGUCUUGGUUCCGGAGUAUACGGUACCAACUCUGCGGCCGUGGUGGCAACGGACAUGAAGCGAACAUUCAAGAAUUUGAGAUUCGGACUGAUGGUUGGCAUUGGAGGUGCUGCCCCCGUGCCUAGCUCAGAAGAACAAGAUAUUCGUCUCGGCGACGUGGUGGUUAGCAAACCCACAGGGACCUACGGGGGUGUUGUACAGUUCGACUAUGGCAAAACCACUCAAGAAGAUGGACUUGUCCUGAAAGGCAGUCUACCAUCCCCUCCAUACGCUUUACUCACUGCCCUCAGCAGGCUAGAAGCCGAUCAGGAGCUUGGGGAGUGUGGAAUCACAGACUCUUUGUCCGCCAUGUUUGAGAAGCGACCUGCUAUGGAAAAGCGAUAUGGAUACCCCGGUGCCGAAAACGAUGUCUUGUACGAUGCAGAAUACGUACAUCCCAAGCUCGAAAGAACGUGCGAAUCAUGUGAAAUCUCCAAACAGGUUUCGCGAGGAACACGGGGCUCUUCUGAGCCUUGGGUAUUCUUCGGUACUAUUGGUUCAAGCAAUACGGUGAUGAAGGAUGCUAUUACGAGGGAUCGGCUUCGAGAUGAUCUCGGCGUCUUGUGCUUUGAAAUGGAAGCGGCAGGCCUGUUCGAUUUCCCUUCCAUUGUCAUCCGAGGUGUGAGUGACUAUUCAGACUCACACAAAAAUGAUCGAUGGCAGAGGUACGCUGCAGCUACGGCGGCAGCAUGCGCCAAAACACUGCUUGGGUAUAUUACUCCGGCAACUGUGUUCAAACAGCAGACAAUCACUGAACUAAUCGAAAUCGAGAGCAAGAAGACCAGGGAUAUGAUGGAAGCCAAUCGCGAAAAUGACCAGAGAACAAAGUGCCAUCAAUUCUUUGACGUUCUUCCCUAUCAAACAUACAAGAACGUCAAUCCGGACAGAGAAGCACAGACCUGUCGGUGGGUGUUUGAUCAUCCUCGAUACAACGAUUGGAUCUCUUCCUCGCAAGACAACCUGCUAUGGAUCUCUGCAGAUCCAGGAUGUGGCAAAUCUGUGCUAGCUAAAGCUCUUGUGGACGAAGUCAUCCCAAGAGAUUUCACAAUUUGCUAUUUCUUCUUCAAAGACAACGAGCACCAAGAGGAUAUCUCCAUGUCACUCUGUUGCCUCCUACACCAACUCUUUAGCCAGAUCCCGCAACUUUUGUCUCAUGCUGUUCCCAUCUGGCAGCAGAGGAAAGAAACACUCAAGAAAGACCCUGAUGAACUUUGGUCACUUUUUAUCAAAGCCGCAACCGACUUGGGAGCUGGUAAUGUUGUGGUUGUCUUCGACGCCCUGGACGAAUGCUCGGAAAAGGGUAGACAGCAACUUAUAAGGCGUCUCAAAGCCUUCUACUCUAAGGCUAUACAAGAAACUCCGCGGAAGGCCAAUUUGAAAUUUUUUUUGACUAGUCGACCGUACUUCGAUAUCGAAAGUGAAUUCAAAAAAGAGAUUCACUUGCCAGCAAUUCAUCUCGCCGGAGAAGCGGAAAGCAAUCAAGUCAAAGCUGAAAUCGAUGUUGUGAUCAAAUCGAAGAUGCGGGCUCUGAUGGAGAAAUUGGGGCUUGACGAGGAGAUCAGAGGUAGCAUUGAAACAAAAGUUCUCUCCAUGGAAAACCGAACAUACCUUUGGAUUAACCUCUUCAUGGAUGAUUUGGAAUACCGAGUCAAGCGAGGGGAGAAGCUCCGGGCUCGAAAUCUCGAGCAGCUGCCUUUGACCGUCGAGGCAGCCUAUGAGAAGCUACUUGAUCGGCACACAAGCGACUUCCGUAGCCGCCGUGACGCUCUGCUCCUGCUCCACCUUAUCGUUGGGGCAAAAAGACCCUUGACUGUGAAGGAGAUGGACGUGGCCUUCAAUCUAGCUCUGGAAAGCCCAGAAGAUACUUUGGUGUAUGAAAUUGACCGUGAAUUCCUCGACGGAGAUCGGCUUGUGACGAGGAUUCGAGCCCUUUGCGGCCUUUUUGUGACUAUCGUCGACAAUCGAAUCUAUCUCAUUCACCAGACAGCCAAAGACUUUCUGCUAAACAGAAACACCCACAUUGAGAAUCUUUCCGAUGUUCUUAUGAAAGAACAAGACACUGUUCAAAGCGCGAAUGCGAAAUGCUGGAAAGCAUCCAUUCACUCUUCACUAUACAAUUCUUUGUGGGCACGCAUUACAACCUCAUGUUUAUUGAUUCUUGACUUUGAGUCCAAUGUUCUGAUUACGGUCCACGGAGACCGCGGCCAAGUUCAAGUGUUGUUCAGAUACUCUGCAAUGUACUGGGGUGACUACUUUCUGAAUUCGUCGAGCUCGAGACAGCGUUCACUCCAGUCCCACGCGCUUCGCCUGUACAAAGCCGCCGAAAGUGGCUCUAGCAUGUGGUUUGAUGUCUACCACCGAGCUCAUCUGAAGUGGCUUAAAUUGGAUAGCCGACCGACCUCGCUGACUAUCGCUUGUCUUCUGGGCCACUCACAUUGCGUGGAGUUGAUGCUUCCUCAACGAGAGCGCACUACAUCAACCAGCCUUGAGUGGAGCCUUGGCUCAGACCAACUGGAUCCUAUCAUGGCAUCCAUACGAGCAGGUCAUCUAGAAGUAGUCAAGCUUCUUUUAGAUCGCGAAAAGGUCCAACUUGGAAGUGAACUUUGCGGACUCGCUAUUUUGGUAUCAUCUGUUCACGGCCAUAACACCAUACUCGAAACACUUUUGGAUCUCGAAGAGUACACUGAAAACAAGAAUUACCCACAGGACCAAUCCUUUACCGACAUUCUUCAAUUCACUCUCACCACUGUUUCCAUGCUUGGGUUCGUAGAAGCUAUGAAGCUUCUCGCUGCAAACAACACCAUCUUCCAUCCAAUUUUUGAUCAAGUCAUUGAUGCAGCUGUAGCCCACAAUAGACAAGAAGUCUUUUGGGUCGCAAUGAAUAAAGAGCAAAAUCCUCCCAAGUCCGAAAAAGAGAAGCAAGAGAUUCUCAAUUAUGCAUUGCGGAUGGCAUUAUAUUGCGAUAACAUCAGUUUUGGAAGACAACUCUUAAAAAAAGGUGCAUCCCCCGAUGGAAACAUCUCUUCUCGCUCGUUCCAUCAGAACAGUCUGGCACGGAAGGUCUCUGCGUUAAUAUAUCAUUCCAAAGGUCAGGAACUCUUCUCGACAUUACACGUGUGCGUACUCGCAGAGGCAAUGAAAAUUACCGGAGCACUUAUGCUUCAAAAGAUCUUCCAAACCAUCGUACAGGCCAAAAUUCUUCCGCUGAUGAACGCGGCUCUGAUGGGGAAGAUAGAGAUUGUCUCUCUCCUCGUUGAGCAUGGUGCCAACAUCAACACAAUUUCGAAAAUAAAGCUACCGUCGUUAAACCAUACGACCGCAUUAGGGAUCGCGCUUGAUAAGAAUCAUCGCGAAAUCGCUAUGCUACUUGUAAAGAGAGGAGCACGUGUUCAGCAGCACCUCCCAUUCAACAAGAAAACUCUUCAAUUGAAUUUCAAAUCUGUGAUAAUGGAGCUGCUGCAAGAUGGCUUCAGCGUAGACAGUGCCGGAAGAGAUGUCUACAUCGAAGCCAUACGCACAGCAGAGCAUCUCCAUUGCCAGGAUCUCCUCGCCAAUCUUCGGCAGUAUGAGCCUUCUCUCACCGACGUGGAUGUCGGCAAGGGUAUUCCAAAUCGAGGUUUUGGCCUAGCCAGAGACUCGCGGGAAGAACGCGAGUUUCAACGACUCAUGGAAAAGUUUACAGUAUCACAUGCCGGCGGCCACCAAGAUAUUUUACCUGAUAAUGCCACACUAGCUGAUCACGCCAAUGUACAUAAGCACUGUGAUCUCGGUUCUUUGAUCGAUAAAGGCCUCGAUAUAAACGGACGCGGGAAGCAUUUUGAUAAAAUUGCACUCCACUGGGCAGCAGAGAGGAACCAGAAAGACCGCGUUGUCAUGUUGCUUGAAAGAGGGAGUGAUCCCAAUACUCUUGAUUAUUUUGGGCAGACACCUUUGCACUAUUCGGCGGAAAACGGAUAUGAAGAGGUUACGCGCCUGCUUCUUCCUGUGACGGAUGCUUUGAUUGUUGAUAGGAAGGGUCGGACUGCGUUAAACUGUGCGAGAGUCAAUGGUCAUACGAAUGUGGCGCAAAUGCUUGUUCCUCUCUACUCUACGGGUAGGAGGGAAAAGACUCUCUCGUACUGUAUGAAAAAAGGAGGAUACAGUGCAUAG